GAGAGAAAAACCAAAAAAAGAGCCCUGGUGGUGACACUGAAAAAAUUAAGAAAAAAAAAAUACAAAAAUCAUUCAGCACUAGACAAGCAAUUUCGGAUAGCUGCAUCAAGGAUUUGGCUGAGUUGGGUGUGUUAUUUGGGAAUCAAGCAAGAAACUUUUUCCAGAUUUCGUCUAGAGCUCUAGCCGCCAGCCUUUCAAUAGGCAGUAAAAAUAAUAAGAAAACCAGCUUCAAGGAACCAUUCAUUAUUCUUGUCAACACAUUGGGAGGGGACUUUACUAAUCUUACAUGCUCGGGGAAAUCUGUCAGAAAUGAUUCUACAGUGGAGACAGCCACUGUACUCUCUGAGUGUGAAGUCGAAAUUGAAUCCUCCUGCAACCAUUCUUUAAACACUGCCGAGGAGCUGCAAAUAUCCGAGUGCAGGAAUGCAACGGAUAAAUUCAGGACGAUGUACUUGACCCUUUUCGGAAACGGAAAGACUGUUACAGAGCUUUGUUCUGGAACAGCUGAUAAAACUCUGGUUGCCUUGGCGCAACAAGUAAAGAAUUGUUCAUUUUUAACAAAUAGUGGAAGCGUAGCACAAAAUAUACCUUCGCAGAGAAAUAAAUGCAAUAAAGUUUUUGCAAAGUGCCGAGGAGCAGAAAGAGACAGUAUUGCAGCAGUUGAUAGAUGUGCAGUGUGCCCAACCCCAGGAGAGGCUAAACAAGAACUUGUUGUUUUAGAGAAUCUUGUUGGGGCUUUGGAUAAAUCUGAAGCAGCGGUUGGAGCUGCUCUUGAAGUUGUAGGACUUUCAACUGGACCAGGGGCAGACGGGACACUUCCUCAAGUUGUUACUCAAAUCAAACAAGUUCCAGAGGCUCCAGGAUGCCAAGAAGUAUUAGAUAGUUAUAUCAAAUUCAAUAAAAGUGCGGAGGCUAUUGGCUCAGAUCCAAACAAGGCUCUAAAUCAAGUUCAGACCUUAAGUGCAACAAAAUUUCUCAAUGAAAUAGGAAAUAGACCUACCCUUGUCAGUGAUAUCCGGUCCUGCACAAAACAAGAAGCAAAACAAGCAACAAUUCUAGCAAUAUCUUAUAUCAGAUUUUAUCUAUAUUGGUCAAUUCAAUGGAGGAAAAACAUAAUCCUUGUCCGAGUAGCAGUUGUUGCAAUCACCUUUAAUAUACCUUCACCAUUAGUUCCAUCUGUAACAACUAUUGUUCCAGUAACAACUAUUGCUCCAGUUACAACUAUUGCUCCAGUUACAACUAUUGCUCCAGCUACAACUAUUGCUCCAGCUACAACUAUUGCUCCAGUAACAAAUAUUGCUCCAGUUACAACUAUUGCUCCAGUUACUACUAUUUCUCCAGUUACAACUAUUGCUCCAGUUACAAAUAUUGCUCCAGUUACAACUGCAACUCAAUUUACAACUACUGCUUUAGUAAUAACUGCUCCGGUAAAAACUGCACCAGCAACAACCACUACUAGAGAAACAACAACCACUGCUAGAGAAACAACUACUGUUGUAGGAGAAACAACUACAGAGGAAGAAACCACAACAGGAGGAAAAACAUCUACAAAAGGAGAAACAACUACAGAGGGAGAAACAACUACAACAGGAGAAACAGCUACUGCUGGAGAAACAACUACAGUAGAAGAAACAACUGCCGCAGGAGAAACAACAACUUCAGGAGUAACAUCUACUAUAGAAGUAACAACUACAGCAGCCACUUUUAUUCCUACUUCCACUGCUACUUCUACAACUACAACUAUUAACGCUUUAACAGAUACUAUGCCUCCUACUACUACAACUUCUCCUACGACUACUUCUGCUACUGCUACUACUACUUCUAUUAAUACUACUAUUACUACUAAUACUACUACUACUACUACUACUACUUCCACUGCUUCUACUACUACUACUACUACUGCUGCUUCUACAACUACUACUACUACUGCUACUACUACUACUACUACUACUACUACUCUGAAGGAAUAUCUGGAGGAUACUAGUAUUCAUGGGCUUAAAUACAUAAAUCCUGACCGAGGUCAUCUUGUAUCACGGAUAUUCUGGGCAGUCGGGUUUACGGCCAGUUUACUCUGCGCUGUUUAUUUGAUAUAUUUGGUGGUUGAGAAGUCUGUCACAUCUCCCAUCAUUGUAGCCUUUGCUAGCUCAUCAACACCGAUCUGGGAUAUACCGUUUCCUUCUCUUACCCUUUGUAAUAUUAACAAGGUUCGAAGAUCAGCAGCAGAGGAAACUACUAGAGGGCUCAAACUUUACCCAAACGAUCCAAUCUUGCGUCAAAAGGAGCCUAGAUAA
Messenger RNA from Eurytemora carolleeae, 2291 nucleotides. Its product is annotated as mucin-5AC. The transcript is spliced from 15 exons. Gene Ontology annotation, biological process: sodium ion transmembrane transport. Bases 447 to 2291 code for a protein of 614 amino acids. Gene Ontology annotation, molecular function: ligand-gated sodium channel activity. Lineage: Eukaryota; Metazoa; Arthropoda; Copepoda; Calanoida; Temoridae. Gene Ontology annotation, cellular component: membrane. The record is from RefSeq and is a predicted model, not a curated record.